Messenger RNA from Callorhinus ursinus (northern fur seal), 1990 nucleotides. RefSeq names its product solute carrier family 16 member 14 (gene SLC16A14). The record is from RefSeq and is a predicted model, not a curated record. Gene Ontology annotation, molecular function: monocarboxylic acid transmembrane transporter activity. Lineage: Eukaryota; Metazoa; Chordata; Mammalia; Carnivora; Otariidae. Gene Ontology annotation, biological process: monocarboxylic acid transport; transmembrane transport.
GGGGGCUCCGAGGCAAGCAGCAAGUUCGGGGAUCGGGGCCCGGAGCCGAGUGAGGCCGAAGCCCCGCGCAGCGCGCGAGCGAAAAUCUUGGAAAAUGUAUACAAGUCAUGAAGAUAUUGGAUAUGAUUUUGAAGAUGACCCCAAAGAUAAGAAGACACUUAAGCCCCACCCAAACAUUGACAGUGGAUGGGCUUGGAUGGUGGUUCUUUCCUCCUUCUUUGUGCACAUCCUCAUCAUGGGCUCCCAGAUGGCCCUGGGAGUCCUCAACGUGGAAUGGCUUGAGGAAUUCCAUCAGAGCCGCGGCCUGACUGCAUGGGUCAGCUCCCUCAGCAUGGGCAUCACCUUGAUUGUGGGACCUUUCAUCGGCUUGUUUAUUAACACCUGUGGGUGUCGCCGAACCGCAAUAAUCGGAGGGCUGGUGAACUCGCUCGGCUGGGUACUGAGCGCCUAUGCCGCAAACGUGCAUUAUCUCUUUAUUACCUUUGGAGUGACAGCUGGCUUUGGAAGCGGCAUGGCCUACCUGCCGGCCGUGGUCAUGGUGGGGAGGUACUUCCAGAAGAGACGCGCCCUUGCCCAGGGCCUCAGCACCACGGGGACGGGGUUCGGCACCUUCCUCAUGACCGUGUUGCUCAAGUACCUGUGCGCGGAGUACGGAUGGCGGAAUGCGAUGUUCAUCCAAGGCGCCGUGUCCUUAAACCUGUGUGUCUGCGGGGCGCUCAUGAGGCCCCUCUCUCCUGGGAAGGACCGGAACGACGCGGGAGAGAGAGAUCCGCAGGUCGUGCUGGGUCCCUCCCCUGGCUCGAAGUCAAGUGGGCCGCCGGGCGGAGCAGAAGAGAAGGGUGCGGGGCCCGGGAACGAGGAGGAGCCGGUGGGUGACCUCCCCGCCCAGGCGGGCCCGGAGAAGGCCGAGCACACACAGAACCUGUGCGCCCUCCGGGUUCUGAAGACCGCCAGCCAGCUGACCGUGAGAGUCAGGAGGGGCUUCCGGGACUGGUACUCGGGCUACUUUGGCACAGCCUCGCUCUUUACCAAUCGAAUGUUUGUCGCCUUUAUUUUCUGGGCUCUGUUUGCAUACAGCAGCUUUGUCAUUCCUUUCAUCCACCUCCCGGAAAUCGUCAAUUUGUAUAAUUUAUCGGAGCAAAACGAUGUUUUCCCUCUGACUUCAAUUAUAGCAAUAGUGCAUAUCUUUGCAAAAGUGAUCCUGGGCAUUGUGGCCGACUUACCUUGCAUCAGCGUUUGGAAUGUCUUCCUGAUGGCCAACUUCACCCUUGUCCUCAGUAUUUUUAUUCUCCCACUGAUGCACACCUAUGCUGGCCUGGCGGUCAUCUGCGCACUGAUAGGCUUUUCUAGCGGUUAUUUCUCCCUCAUGCCCGUAGUGACCGAAGACUUGGUGGGGAUUGAGCACCUGGCCAACGCCUACGGGAUCAUCAUCUGUGCCAAUGGCAUCUCCGCGCUGCUGGGACCACCUUUUGCAGGCUGGAUCUAUGACAUCACAGAAAAAUACGAUUUUUCCUUCUAUAUAUGUGGCUUACUUUACAUGGUAGGGAUACUCUUUUUACUCAUUCAGCCGUGUAUUCAAAUGAUAGAACAAUCCAGAAAAAAAUACAUGGACGGUGCACACGUUUAGCGUCAUGUUCUGUUUCCUGUAAGAUUUCUGUGGGGUACCCAUGCCUACCUCACGUGGUUGCUGUGAGGAGCCUGUGACAUUGUGGGGAAGCGCUUUGUAUGGUAACCUGCACUGUCAUUUGUAAAUGCCGUGGUCAUGACUGCAUUUGAAAGCAGCACUGUCUUUCCGUUUGGGGAGAAGCAAUGCCGGAAGGAACGAAAGACUCCACACAUUUCAGAGAUGACAGUGUCCUUCAGAGACGGCCUGUUAAAUAAUUGGUAGAAAUGCCCUUAUGAAAACCACUCUUUCUCGUCAUCCACUGGGACUAAGGUUUUAGAUACAGCUUUUGAAACAAAAGACGAGGAAUAAAAUCUUUUAAACUCA